Molecule: messenger RNA, 1647 nt
Organism: Trichoplusia ni (cabbage looper)
Lineage: Eukaryota; Metazoa; Arthropoda; Insecta; Lepidoptera; Noctuidae
Gene: Gas41
Product: YEATS domain-containing protein 4
Exons: 4
Coding region: 106-807 (233 amino acids)
Biological process (GO): regulation of DNA-templated transcription
Source: RefSeq, a predicted model, not a curated record
GUGACAUUACUAAAUUUGUAAAUAAUCUCGCGAGAGUGAGGUUAUAUUUGUUUACAACAGGAAAUAAAUAAAGCUACCAAACUGUCGGCCAAAAUAGAUUUGGAUAUGAGCUUGCAGACCGACUUUGGCCCUGACUCGGGGGGUAGAGUCAAGGGCCUAGUCAUAGUAAAGCCAAUAAUAUACGGGAAUAUAGCCCGGUAUUUUGGCAAGAAACGUGAAGAAGACGGCCACACACAUCAGUGGACAGUGUAUGUCAAGCCGUAUGCCAACGAGGACAUGUCUGCGUACAUAAAGAAGGUCCAUUUCAAAUUGCAUGAGAGCUAUGCUAACCCUAACCGGAUAAUAGCAAAGCCUCCAUAUGAGUUGACGGAGACAGGCUGGGGAGAGUUUGAAAUUGUGAUUAAGAUAUACUUCCAUGAUCCUAAUGAGAGACCGGUAACUCUAUACCACAUCCUAAAGUUAUUCCAAUCUCCGGUGACGGAAGGAGGUGCUCCGCCGGUGGUGGGGCGCGCGCUAGUCAGCGAGUCCUACGAGGAAAUCGUCUUUCAGGAACCUACACAGCUAAUGCAGCACCUGCUGAACAGUGUGAAGCCAGUGUCCUCAGGCCCGUGGAACCAUGAUACUGAUUUUGAAGAAAAGAAAGAGAAAACCCUACAAAAAAUCAUAGCGGCACAAACCAAAGUGCGCACAGAGAUCUCAGACUUGAAGGAGAAGUUGCACCUUGCUAAGGAGACGAUAUCUAAGUUUAAGGAUGAGAUAGGGAAGCUACAGGGCAGCGCGGGCGGCAGCGUGACGAGCGGGGCGUAACCGUAAUAGUGACGGUAGUACCUGGCAGAGACACACGUGUUCAAGGUGACAGUGACGGUCUCGGCGGUGCCCAGCGUUGAGAACCAUGUGUAGUAGGGAGCGACGUUACUCAAUUUUAUGCUGAAUUUACGUAGCUGCAGUGUUAAUUACUUUGAGAAUGUUUGUGUAAUGUUUUUCUUUGUUUAUAAGUUGGUAUAUUCUAAGAAGACAGUUUUUAUGUAUUCAUUGUUUUGCUCAACUUGAGAUAAGAAGUUUACAUUGAUAGUUUCGAAUUCUCUUUUACAGAUAUAGCGAGAGUUACGCCGAAGCAUAGUUAUAGACUAGACAAUCUAUUAUGUUUUCAAUCACCUUUUUUUAGUAUGCUUGGAUUCUUUAAAUACACGAUGAAUUUCGGUCAUUCUUAAAAUAAUUAAUUAUUGCGUGUUUUAAAACUCAUUCAAUUCAGCAGUGGAAGAAUAUUGUGUUUGUAUAAAGACUGGUUAUUUUGUACGACAAAUUAAUUUUGUAAUAAAAUAGUAUUAUUUACAUAAAUAUUGAUUACACUGAGUCUCUAGCAUUUAGAUACAUUAAUAAUUGUUAUGUCAAAGCAGUUUAAUUUCCUAAUUCAUUGAUGUGGACAAAGUGUCCAUUCUUGUGGUCUGCCGUAUAUACUCUCCCUCUAGUAAUAUUUAAAAGUCUACGUAUAAGUCGAAAAGCCAAUUGUAAGAAAUAUGUAUAGAUAGUAAACAAAGUAAUAAGUUUUAAUUUUCAAUGUAGAUACACAUUUAUGUGUAAUAAAUACUUGCUAUGAAUAUAACUGCCAAUUGUAUAUUAUUAUGUCAAAUAAAAAUUGAUAAUUAA